This is a messenger RNA of Ipomoea nil (Japanese morning glory), 1387 nucleotides long. RefSeq names its product altered inheritance of mitochondria protein 32-like. The transcript is spliced from 5 exons. The record is from RefSeq and is a predicted model, not a curated record. NCBI's taxonomy places the organism in Eukaryota, Viridiplantae, Streptophyta, Magnoliopsida, Solanales, Convolvulaceae. The coding region runs from base 4 to 1218 and encodes 404 amino acids.
UCAAUGUCCUUGAUCUCUAUGCAUUCCAGGAAACUUGCAAUUGCGUAUUCUUCACUUGCGACGUUCUCUCUCAAUCAUAUUUCUCUUGCCCCGAUUACCAUAAAAAUCUCUCCAUUAAAUAAACCCUUCAUCUUCUGCUCUCCACGAACCCUAGCUUCCACCAUGGCCGGAGAAUCGGAGAGCUUUACUGAAGCUACUGCCGUCAGCGAUGACGUCAAGUUUGGGUUCGAGAGGUCCGAAAUGCACCAGAGCAACCUCGCCGGUACUGUUGAACCGCCCUUCGAUCGCCACGUGUUCCUCACCUACCAAUCUCACCAAACUUGGCCUUCUCGCGUUGAGGACUCCGACUCCGAUCUGCUUCCCAAGCUACUCUCUGCUGCUAUCAAAGCUCGUAAGGACGAUAUUAAAAUCAAGACUCGGUUGACAGUCUGUGAAGGAGGCAAGGAUGUCAACUUAUCAGAUGGUGAUGUUCUGAUUUUCCCUGAUAUGGUCAAGUACAGGGGUUUGAAGGAAUCUGAAGUGGAUGGUUUUGUUGAGGAUGUGCUUGUGAGUGGCAAGCCCUGGGCUUCUGGACAGCAGGGGUCACUACAUGGUGCAUAUGUAUUUGUCUGUGCCCAUAAUAAACGAGAUAGGAGGUGCGGUGUUUGUGGACCUGCUCUUAUCGAGAAAUUUAAGGAGGAGAUUGAGGCCAAGGGCUUGAAAGAACAAAUUUUUGUAGCUGCUUGUUCUCAUAUUGGAGGCCACAAGUAUGCUGGUAAUGUUAUCAUCUUCAGUGAAGUUGAAGGAAAAGUUGCUGGCCAUUGGUAUGGUUAUGUUACCCCAAAUGAUGUGCCUACGUUACUUGAUCAGCAUAUUGGAGAGGGUAAAGUCAUCGAACGGAUCUGGAGGGGCCAAAUGGGAUUACAUGCUGAGAAAGCUGCUGACAAGACAGAUGAGCAGAAGGUUCCUAAUGGAACCAACGUGGACAACAAAGAAAACAAACCCCAAGAAACUCGUACUGAAGAGAGCAAAGGAAGUUUCACGAGCUGCUGCCAAGGUGCUAAUGGAAUUUCUUGCUGCAGAGAUGCGAGUGCUGAGGAAGUAGAGAGCAAGAAGGCACAGGGAGGCCCUUUGAAGUUUGGGAAAUGGGAGCAGCGUGACAUUCUUACAGCUGUUGGUGUGGUUGCGGCUGUGUCGGUCGUUGCCGUGGCAUAUGGCUUUUACAAAAGAGCCAGGUAAAACAUGCUUGGCAGACUUCAUCUAAAGUUUUCAGCCCAAUGUUUUUUGUAGACAUAAACUUACAUAUGUGCAAUAAUUGCAUAACAUAUUUAUGUGGUUAUUUGUUGAGUGAAAAUAAUAUAGAAAAAAGAACUGAAAUUAUUAAGGCAAUGCCACUCGUAUAACUGCA